AUGGAUAUAUUGGAAUUUGUCAAGAAAUUAAGUGCUGGUAAACAUCAUUCAGCACGUAAUGAUGAUGUUUUUAUUGAUCGACUCAAUCAUAGAUAUACGGUGACAAUGAUUUUAGUAUUUGCAGCUGUUGUUACAACUCAACAAUAUUUUGGUAGCCCUAUAACAUGUUGGGUACCUGCUCAAUUUACAGGUGGUUAUGAAAAAUAUGCAAAUGAUAUAUGUUGGAUAAUGAAUACAUAUUAUGUUCCAAUGGAAUCUGAUAUACCACAUGCUGAAACAACUCGAUAUGAACGUAUGCUAAAAUAUUAUCAGUGGUCACCAUUUAUUCUUAUGUUUAUGGCUCUAUGCUUUUAUUUUCCACGUAUGCUAUGGAGAUCAUUAAAUAAUAAAUCAGGUUUAGAUAUUGAAAAAUUAGUUGAUGAAGCUAUGAAACAUGAACAACAAGAAGAAGAUAAAAAGGAUGAUAAAAAGGAUGAUAAAAAGGAAGAGAAAAAAGAAGAGAAAACGGAAGAGAAAAAGAAAGAUUCAGAGGAAAAUUCAAAUGAAGAUUCAAAGAAAAAACCAAAGGACAAACCAAAGAAAGCAGUAAAAGAUAUUGGUGAUAUGAUAAUAGCAUAUGCUGAAAAUCGUUAUACGUCUCCAGAUCUACCUUCACGUGAAUCAAAACGUUUUCCUCAAAAAGUCGUAUAUUAUUUAACAUUUUGGCGUCGUCGUCAUUUAAGCUCAUACAUAGUUCUAUUAUUUACAUUUGUUAAAUUACUUUUUCUUGUUAAUUCAUUAGUACAAAUUUAUCUUUUAAAUGCAUUUUUGGGUAAUGAUUAUCAUUUAUUCGGAUUUGAAGUUAUCGAUAAAUUUGUUCGUGGUCUUGAUUGGGGUGAAUCAAAACGAUUUCCACGUGUGACAUUAUGUGAUUUUCAUAUACGUGAAGUUGGUAUUAUACAUCGAUAUACUGUACAAUGUGUAUUACCAAUUAAUUUAUUUAAUGAAAAAAUCUUUCUUAUUCUUUGGUUUUGGAUUUUACUCCUAGCUGCAUUCAAUAUAGGUGAUUUUCUAUCAUGGCUGUUACGUAUGAUAAAUGUUGAAAGUCGUACAAGUUAUAUAAAACGAAAAUUACAUAUGAGCAAUGCAAUGACACCCGACAAUGAGCGGACUAAAUCAGAAGAAAACAAAAACAACGACCAAAAAAUUAAACAAUUUACUCGUGAAUUUUUACAAGAAGAUGGAUGUUUUGCACUUCGAUUAUUAGCACGUAAUGGACAAGAUAUUAUUGUCAGUGACGUAAUUGAUUAUUUAUUUAAAUAUUAUUGUAAGAAAUAUAUUGAUGGUGAUACAGAAAAUGAUCAAUCAAACGAUCAUCCAAGUAAAUCAGUAUCACCAAAUUCUUAUCAUCAUAUAAAUACUGAUCGAUCAAUAGAUCAUUCAAAUACUGAUCGAUUAUUAGAUCAUUCAAAUAGAUCAGUACCAUCAAAUUCUCAUCGUUUUCCAAGACAACCGUACACAACUAAUCGGCUAUCAUCAAUGGAGAGAUCAAAUAAUUAUGAUGAUGAUCAGAGCAACUUAGUAUAA
Molecule: messenger RNA, 1566 nt
Organism: Adineta steineri
Lineage: Eukaryota; Metazoa; Rotifera; Eurotatoria; Adinetida; Adinetidae
Source: the annotation of a GenBank genome assembly